This is a messenger RNA of Pangasianodon hypophthalmus (striped catfish), 1926 nucleotides long. It is a transcript of the gene abhd6b, whose product is annotated as abhydrolase domain containing 6, acylglycerol lipase b. Bases 300 to 1319 code for a protein of 339 amino acids. The record is from RefSeq and is a predicted model, not a curated record. The transcript is spliced from 8 exons. Lineage: Eukaryota; Metazoa; Chordata; Actinopteri; Siluriformes; Pangasiidae.
AAGCAUAAUUUUAUUUUUAUUUUGCUGCUGUUCACUAACAAAGGGUAUUAAUGGCAUUAUCCAGAAAAACUGGGUUAUAUAUAUUGAUUAGUCUGAGAGAUGCAGGCAACCUUCCCCCAUCAUCCAUCAUAUGUUAAUCUAAAUGUUAGAGUUUGCAUUAGAUCAUAAUAAAAUACAUAUAGUAGUAUUUAUGAUUACUUCUAAUUCUUUCAUUACUAAAUGUCUGGUGUCUGUUUUACUACAUCCGUAUUGUUUUAUGGAUAGAAUUCUUCUUGGCUGCAGUCCAUUGUUCAGCUGUUAUGGAUCUGGAUGUAGUGACCUUAUCUGCCAUUGCUGUGGGGACACUCGCCGUUCCACUUUUACUUUUCAUGGCAUUCUUUAUGCUGUGGCCUUCAUCACUCAUCAAAGUUUAUUUCUGGUACUGGAGGCGCACUCUGGGUCUGCAAGUGUACCAUGCUGAUUGUGGAGGAUAUCGUUUCUGUUACUCUUCCAGAGGGAGGCCUAGCGUCAGGCCAUCCAUCCUCAUGCUGCAUGAUUUCUCUGCACACAAAGACACAUGGCUCUCUUUGAUUAAGUACCUUCCAAAACAUCUACACCUUCUGUGCAUGGACAUGCCAGGGCAUGAGGGAACAACACGUACCAGUGCAGAAGACUACUCUAUCCAGGGACAGGUUAAGAGAAUACGCCAGUUUGUAGAAACUAUUCAUCUGAACCGGAAACCAUUUCACUUGGUGGGCACCUCAAUGGGAGGAAAUGUAGCGGGAGUGUAUGCGGCUUGCUACCCCUCUGACCUCUGUAGUAUGACACUCAUCUGUCCAACUGGUAUAAAGUACCCUUCCAUGACCAAAUUUGAUAACCAAAUGCAAGAGCUGGCACUCAGUGAGUACACGCUUGGCAUCUCUCUCAUCCCAUCUACGCCACAAGAGAUGGAGGACAUGCUGAAACUCUGUUCCCAUGUACGCUUCAAAGUCCCCCAGCAGAUUCUUCAAGGACUGGUGGAUGUACGACUUCCACACAAUGACUUUUAUCAUGAAGUUUUUAGAGAGAUUAUGAAGAAGAAGUCUAAAUAUGCCCUGCAUGAACACAUGCACCUGAUAACCACCCCUCUUCAAGUCAUCUGGGGAAAGCAGGACCGGGUAGUGGAUGUGUCUGGGGCAUGUUUGCUGGCUGAGGCUCUGUCAAGCUGUCGUGUGGACGUGUUGGAGAAUUGCGGCCAUUCUGUAGUGAUGGAGCGACCCCGACGUACUGCCAAACUGAUCUUAGACUUCAUCAUCUCUCAGCAGAGCUUGCCAAAUACCACAGCUAAGAAGAAAUUCUAAGGCUUCCUUAUAGCCAAGAUAUUUAGCUAAUCCUUAAUGUGUGUUUUGUUUUUGCCUGUGUGAAGGUGUGCCCUGUCAGACAAGGCAGUAAGAUGAUAGCAGUUUGAUCAUAUUUUUUAUCCUUUUGUUAUUCUAAAUCAAAUUAAAUUUUUAUGUAGUAUGAAAUACAUUUAGAUACUGUAUGUUAUUGCUAUAGUUCUCAAAGUGGAGCCUAGUGAUCCUCACGGGUCUGUGAAGCAUAGGGUUUUUUUUUUUUUUUAAAUGAAGUUACAGUGGUGAUCAGGUUCAAUCAAAAUCAAAGAUAGCUAGAAUUGUUAUAAUUAUUAUUAGAUUAUAAAGCUUUUGCACCUAAUACUUUCACACUUUAAUUAAAUAGGCUUAAUCCAAAGUUCAGGAACUUUAAAACAAGUAUGAUGUCAUACUGAAUCUAAGUGCAGUUUAUAAUAAAACAGAGAAAAAUAAUGUUAAUCAAAUCAAUCUACAUUUUAAAGCAGUGUAACUGGUUUAUGUUCUGUGGAUGGAAUGUGCAGGAAUAAAAGGCUCUAAUGAAAUAAAGAUAAUGGUACAUAUGUGCGUAAUGUUUCAAUAGGUGAUUAAGUUUAUAAAA